AUGUCUCGUCCAACAAAGUGGGGCGGCACGAAAAGCCGAUCUGUGCUUUUUGGCAAUGAAAAGCUAGAUACCAUCAUCACCGGCCAUCUCACGCAAGAACAAAUCGAUGCCUACCAAAGGUACUUUAGGGUUGAAGAGAUUCUGCACUAUUUACGUCGAGGAGGACGUGGUGGAAGCACAUUCAUUGAGUCACUUCCGCUGACAAAGAUCAGUAACUUUAAGAGGGAUCCAUCUCCGCCACCACAGUACGAUCUGAAUGGUAACAGGACGAAUACUAGAGAGAGACGCAUCAGAGAGCAGAUUGAGAAGGAAAGAGAUACUCUUGUUGAAGUGGCAGCCACUACGAUCAAAAACUACGAUCCUCCAGUCGACUACCGUCGUCCUGAAAAGACCAGCGAAAAGCUUUAUAUACCUGUGAAGGAUUAUCCAGAUAUCAACUUCGUGGGACUUUUAAUCGGUCCUAGAGGUAAUACUCUUCGCCAGCUUGAAGAGAAGAGUGGCGCAAAAUUAGCUAUCAGAGGAAAGGGUUCCAUCAAGGAUGGUAAAAGUAUAACUGAUGCUCGAGGCGGUGCCCCAGCAGAGGAUGAUUUGCAUGUGUUGAUCCUGGCGGAUAAAGGAGCCAAGAUCCAAAAGGCUAUCAAGUUAGCCAACGAAGUCAUGGAUAAAGCUAUUCUGUCGCCAGCUGGACAGAAUGACUUGAAGAGAGAUCAGCUCCGUGAGUUGGCUGUUCUUAAUGGUACUCUUCGAGAGACAAAGCCUUACGUGCCUCCAGAGGUGCUAAACCAGAGAAGAGCACCAGUGAAAGACAUAACGCUGGUGGUAUGUCGUGUUUGUGGACAAGUGGGUCAUUAUUCCCGAGACUGUAAGCUUCGAAACGGAGACUUUAAUGACAGAUACUCUGGUGACAACAGCUACAAGCCUUCCAAUGGUACUACGGUUAAUGGUCAUAGUCGUGAAUCGCCUCGUCCAGAAACUGACUCUUAUAGUCCCAAGCCGUACAGCCCUAGACCCGAGAAAAGAGUCAAUGAUGACGAUAUACCGCCUUGGAAGCGUCACAGACCAGACACAGAUUCUUACAUUGGUGGUCAAAGCGUGCAAGCUCGUCCUCCAGCAGGAGCACCAGCAACACCUCAACCACCACCAGAAUCACACACCAUGGCUCCAUCAAUUUCACUUCUUUUCAAAUUGGUGACCUUGCCGGUGAAGAUGCUCUACUUAACCUUGCAGUUUUACACUGUGGGCACAGUCUUCACCAAUGCAACUGCUAAGAAGUCUUUGAUCAAAACGUUGCACAAUGGUUUAUGCCAACACAUGGGAAGGUCGCUCCGAAUCCAGGAUGUAAGGCUUACUUGCAUACCGGUGUCCAGGCUUUUGGGCUACAUGUCCAAGUCGCUUGGCAGAUUACCAGGCUUUAAUGAGAAGUACACUGACAAGGACGAGUUUGCUUGCGAGAGUCGCUGGAUCACCAAGAACAUCACCUCAAGGUCUUCACCUAUCGUGCUUUACUUCCAUGGUGGUUGCUUUGCUAUUCAAAUGCUGGACAACCAGGCCCAAGGCAUGGCCAACUUGUAUGAUGGAUAUAAGUUGAGAUACGGAGAGGACCUUUCUAUACUCGUGGCGGACUACUCCUUGACCGCCAUGGGUUACACUUAUCCUCGCCAAUAUAACGAGGCUAUCAAUGGAUACACGAACAUUGCCAUUAUGGGAGAUUCUGCUGGCGGUAAUCUUGUUCUCAACCUUCUCAGUUAUCUUCACAAGAAGAGUGAGACUAGCGAGGUUGUCUGGCCAGUUGCCUCCAUUGGCAUUUCGCCUUACCUCAACAUCUCAAAACAAGAGUACAGCGGCAGUUUCAAGAAAUUCAACAACUACGAUUUCUUCAACUAUGACAUGACGAGCUACUUUGGCAAUGCUUACAUCGGUGGUAAUGAUUACCUUCAUGACUCUGCGGUAGUGAAUAUUGAACGCAAUUCCGAUAAGGUUGAUUGGGAGAACAUUCCGCCCAUAAAAAACGGCGAUCUCCUCAUUCAAUUCGGUGACCAUGAGGUCUUGACAGACGAGAUUCUCAGAUGGUGUGAAAAGGCUCAACUUACGACCCGCCAUCCUGAGAAUAUAGCCAUAGAUAUUGAUGGCACGCAUAUCGGAUUUUUCGUUACGGAGAGCGUUGCUUAUGGCAAUAUCGAGAAUUGGCUGAAUCAGUAUUGUGCCAACUCUGUAUUGAACUUUUACACAGUAAGUUCACUGUCUAGUCGUACAUUUUAA
Candidozyma haemuli is the source of this 2259-nucleotide messenger RNA. Its product is annotated as mRNA splicing protein. Gene Ontology annotation, biological process: regulation of mRNA splicing, via spliceosome. The record is from RefSeq and is a predicted model, not a curated record. The transcript has 3 exons. Gene Ontology annotation, cellular component: nucleus. Gene Ontology annotation, molecular function: mRNA binding; zinc ion binding. NCBI's taxonomy places the organism in Eukaryota, Fungi, Ascomycota, Pichiomycetes, Serinales, Metschnikowiaceae. The coding region runs from base 1 to 2259 and encodes 752 amino acids.